Messenger RNA from Chlamydomonas reinhardtii, 1775 nucleotides. RefSeq lists its product as uncharacterized. The coding region runs from base 171 to 1445 and encodes 424 amino acids. Lineage: Eukaryota; Viridiplantae; Chlorophyta; Chlorophyceae; Chlamydomonadales; Chlamydomonadaceae. The record is from RefSeq and is a predicted model, not a curated record. The transcript is spliced from 11 exons. Gene Ontology annotation, cellular component: oligosaccharyltransferase complex; endoplasmic reticulum membrane.
GUCAUCUAAUUUUUGUAUCUCCUACACCAUUUCCGUUCUGCAGACCCUGCAGGGUGCUGAGGAAACCCCGUAGAGACUGUCCAACUUGCGUGUCCCGCUGUCGUACGCGUGUCCGGUCGCGACGAGGAAUGUUGUCUCGCGCGGGCACGUCCGCGCAACUACAACCAAAAAUGACGCGACCACUACUGUUUGGGCUUGCUCUGCUUGCCAUUCUGUCCAAUGCGGCAGCGGGAAAGAGCGUGCUUAUGCUUCUGCAAAAUGCCAACACGGCCGAGCGCUUCACUAGCUUUGUUGACGGCCUGUCGGCAGCAGGGUUCACUGUCGACAUCAAGGGGUACAAGGACUCUGGUCUGAAGCUCCGGGAGUAUGGGACCUGGCUCUACGAUCACCUCAUUCUGUUCGCGCCCAAAGCGGAAGGCUUCGGCGGCAGCAUCGACCAGCAGACCAUCCUCGACUUUGUGGACUCUGGCCACAAUGUGCUGCUGGGCGUCAACUCUGACGUUUCGGAAACCAUGCGCAGCCUGGCUGCCGAGUUUGGUGUGGACCUGGACGACCGUGGCACCAAGGUGUAUGACCACUUCCAGUCUGCCACCCUCGACGGCAAGGAGGACCCCACGCUCAUUGCCGCGUCCGACCUGGUUGACGCUCCUGUGAUUGUCGGGGGGCCUUACAAGGAGCCCAUCCUGUUCCGCGGUGUUGCGGCGGUGGUCAGCCCCGACUCAGAACUGGCUACGGUGGUGCUGUCCGCCCCCGCCACCGCCUACAGCCACGACCCCAAGAAGUCCAUGCUGGAGCCGCCCUCGCUCAUGGCGGGAGCCGCGGCCUCGCUCAUUACCGCCGUGCAGGCCCGUAACAACGCGCGCAUGGUGGUGUCGGGCUCUGUUGAGAUGUUCUCCAACAGCUUCCUGGCGGCCACCGUGACCGCGGGCGGCAAGAGCACCGCCACCGCCAACAAGGACUUUGUCAACACCCUGACGCGCUGGACCUUCCAGGACCGCGGCGUGCUGGUGGCGUCCAACAUGCGCCACCACCUGCUGGGUAGCGAGGACCAGCCCUGGGGCUACCGCGUCAACGACGACGUGGAAUUCCUCGUUGAUGUGAUGGAGGUGGAGGGCGGCGAGUCCAAGCCCUACAAGGCCGACGACGUGCAGGUGGAGUUCAUCAUGCUCAACCCCUACGUCCGCCAGCCGCUGGCGCACGACGGCGCCGGUACCUUCUCGCUGCGAUUCAAGGUGCCCGACGUGUACGGCGUGUUCAAGUACGUCGUCGACUACUCGCACCGCGGCUACUCCUACAUCAAGCUGACGCACCAGGUGCCUGUGCGCCCCUUCAAGCACAAUGAGUACGAGCGCUUCCUGGUGUGCGCCUACCCCUACUACGCCUCCGCGCUGUCCAUGAUGGCCGGAUUCUUCGUGCUGGGCUUCUAUUUCCUUUACACCAAGUAACCGGCGGUGUUUUGGAGCAUAACCUGCCUUUGACGUGUUGCCAUGUGGCCGCAUGUCGGCUGCAAAAAAUAGGAAGUAGAUGGGCGCAACAGGUGGCACAGGAGGUUCGGGGGACAGCAGGCACGAGGCGGAACGGGUGGUUGGGUUAGAAGGGUGAAGGCGAGGCGGACGAGAUGCCGGUAGCAUGUAGACUGAUGGGAGCACGUCAACGAGGUGCCGUUGUGCCAUCGUGCGAGCUUAGCUGCGUGGGCAAGGCUCGGGAUAACUAGAAGGCGGGAACCGAACCCAAUGAGAGAGGCUGGGUCGGUGCUCUUGUAAUUCCUCGAUCCA